AUGCCGACUGUGUACAAGGAUCAACUGCCGGGAUUUGGGGACGAUGGCGAAACGGUAGGAGCACUGGAGUACUCCUUAGAAUACAUCUCAAAAACCAGUACACUGAGAGUCGGCAUUCUACAGGCCUCGGAUCUUAUCACGCCACCAGGUUCAGGGCCGAUUGAUCCUUAUGUAAAGGUCAGUAUCCAGGGGGUGCCUUCGCUGGGGAAGCCAAAGUCCAAGAAGAGAGUAAAAAAGAUCAUCCAUGUAACAGAUAUUCAAUGGGACACCACCUGCCCCAUUUUCAAUUCUGCCUUUGAUUUCAAUUUACCCUAUGCUGAUCUCAAGACGGCCAUUCUGCACAUGGUAGUCUAUGACUCUGAUGAGCCUAAUCAACCUGUACUAGUUGGAGGAUUAAAUGUCCAGCUAUACUCUCUGCCUUUGGAAAAUUACGUUGGGAAGACCUACGAGGCGACAGGCUAUCUCAGGAAGACGGCCGACUUCGUGGAGCAAACCGGUCAGCUUUGUGUUGUUCUAACAUACGAUCCAGAUGAAGCUGUGCUCAGUGUCAACGUUCUAGAGGCGAAACAGUUGGACCUUCCCGAGUUCUACAGAAAGCAUCCGCCGGAAACAAUGGUGUCAGUGACUCUUCAUACUGGUAAAAAGAAGUUUGCCAAUAAGAAGACACACAUCCGAAGCGGAACUCUGGACCCCUACUUUGGGGAGACGUUGAAGUUCCAUGCGGUGAAGCAAAAGUUGAUAGUGGCCUCGCUUACACUGAAGGUCAAGUACAGGGGUCAGGUAUUCAAGAACGCCGGCAAAGUUAUACUGGGGCCUGAUGCCUUGCAAGCCUCCGGCCGACGACAAUGGAGAGAAAUGUUAGCCAAUCCAAAACGUCCCGCGGGCAUGUGGCAAAUCUUGUCUUCUCCCGAAAAAUAA
This is a messenger RNA of Dibothriocephalus latus, 918 nucleotides long. Lineage: Eukaryota; Metazoa; Platyhelminthes; Cestoda; Diphyllobothriidea; Diphyllobothriidae. The record is from the annotation of a GenBank genome assembly.